AUGGGUACUCAUAAAGAAUUGGAUUCUUUAAAACUCCAAUUACUUAAAGAUUUUUUGUUAAAUAAAAAUAAACUUAGUUCUUACAUUGUACAAGGAUUUCCUACGCAUAAAAGAACACUUUUCGAUAUUAUUACAUCGACUUUAAAUGAUGACAACGAUGACGGCGAUGAGAUGAAUGUGUUUAUUAGAUUUGAGAGACAAGUUAGAAGUAAAAUAAAAAACUUUACCGAAGUAACUGUAUUGGACAUGACAGACAAGGACUUCAAAAUUCAUUUUCGUUUGACAAGAGAGAGUAUUGAGAUUUUAAUUUUCAAUUUGGGUCCUUUAUUGUCAAAUUCAAAGUUCAAGUGUUCCAUUGAAAAACAAAUACUGGUGUUUACAUGGUAUAUGGCUAAUUGUGAAACACAUCGACAAAUAGCAAAUCGAUUUAAUCUAUCUGAUAGCACCAGUCAUGGGAUUAUUAUAAAUUGUUUGCUACAAUUAAAUACCCUUAAUAGAGUUUUUAUAAAAUGGCCAAGCGGUCAAAGGGCAAUAGAAACUAUGGAAAAAUUCCAUGCCUUAAGGCAAACUUCUUUUCCAAAUGUUAUUGGAGCUGUUGAUGGCUGCCAUAUUGCCAUAUUAGCACCUUGGGAGAAGAGAAGUGUGAUGCCAAAAUUAGAUAGGAAUAUGUUUUACAACCGUAAACAAGUUCCAUCAGUAUUGCUUCAGGGAAUCGUAAAUGCAGACCAAAUCUUCAUAGAUGUUUUUGCCGGUUGGCCUGGCUCGUCUCACGAUGCUAGAGUGUUUCGAAAAAGCACAAUAGGGCAAAAUAUUUUAGAAAAUCAUGGCUCUAUACUCCCCCCCAAUUGCCAUAUUUUAGGCGAUGGAGCAUAUCCAUUAACCGAAAAAAUUAUGGUGCCAUAUAAGGAUAACGGUCACCUAACACAAAAUCAAAAGAAUUUUAAUAAGAUUUUAAGCAGUUCACGUGUGGUUGUCGAACAAGCUUUUGGAAAACUUAUUGGAAGAUUUCGAAAAUUAAAAUACAUUAGUCAUUAA
This is a messenger RNA of Macrosiphum euphorbiae (potato aphid), 1035 nucleotides long. NCBI's taxonomy places the organism in Eukaryota, Metazoa, Arthropoda, Insecta, Hemiptera, Aphididae. The record is from the annotation of a GenBank genome assembly.